CUCGUACGAAGUAGUGCGGACCCAGGUGUGCUGGCAGUCCAUUUGGUAUGUCUCAGCUGCGCCUUCCCUGUUGAUUUUGGUGCCCCACCUUCCAGGGCCAUGACCCCGCGUCAUCACCGCCUUUGGGCUCAACGCGCAACACCCGCGAGACCUUUGAGAUCUGGGACUCGCACGACUAGCUAGCCUCUCAAUCCUCCAGGAUGUCCCGUCGGGAUGAUGACCUGGCGUACGGUGACUAUCACGGUCAGCGGGAGGGUGAGGAAGGAGACCGGGGCUUGAUCGGAGACAUGGGGCGGCGCUUCUUUGGAGGCAGGCAAGAGAAUUCGCAACCUCAGCAAAGCUCGUCCAACUCUGGCGGCAUGUCCUUCAUCUUUGACAGGAUCCACCAGGAGGUCCACAAGAUCAGCGCCGACAUUAAAGAUUCCUUCAAUGCAAAGAACGAUGCGCCCGCUCAGGCACAGCAGCAAGGCGAACCGCAGCCAGGACAAGAAUACCACAACCAGCAUCGGUUCAUGAGCUUUGCUCCUGAGCGCCAUGGCAACGACAUCAAGUGGUAUGUCGACGGUGCUUCGUACAUGCACGCUGUGUCAGUCGCAUUGGAACAAGCUCGCGAGUCGAUCUGGAUCUUGGACUGGUGGCUGUCCCCAGAGCUCUACCUCCGCCGCCCUCCAGCCAAGAACCAGCAGUACCGAGUCGACCGCCUGCUUCUGGCUGCCGCCGAACGCGGAGUUAAGGUCAACGUUAUAGUCUACAAAGAAGUCACCCAGGCUUUGACGCGUAAGUUUAAUCCAUUUGUGCCCGAUUAUCUGCAUUCCCUUCUGCCACACUCUACGGACCCUAUUACGAAAGGCCUUACACGGCUCGGUCUCGACGUUAUAUUCAAAUCUCUUGAAGAAGUGGAGAGGACAAAUCCGCUGAUCGCACCACCUAUUACAGUCUCUAGUGCACACACAAAGCAUCACUUGGAGGAGCUUCACCAGAACAUUGGUGUUUUCAGACAUCCUGACCAUACUCCCGACGCCUCGGUCCUCUCGGGUCAAUUCUUGAACACCAUGAAGAACAUGACUUUCUCGCCCGCGAAGCUUGCACAGUUGCCGCUGGACGGCCUUAAGAGCGUAUACGGUUCCACUGACGGUACGGUGUUAUACUGGGCUCAUCACGAGAAGCUUUGCUUGAUCGAUGGCGCAAUUGCAUUCAUGGGAGGAUUGGAUCUGUGCUACGGACGUUGGGAUACCAACUCUCAUCCAAUUGCAGAUGCCCAUCCUGGCAAUCUUGAUCGUGUUGUGUUCCCAGGACAGGAUUUCAACAAUGCUCGAAUGCUAGACUUCGCUAAUGUUGAUCAUUGGGAGGAGAACAAGCUCGAUAGGACCCAGAGCUCUCGCAUGGGAUGGUCUGAUGUAGCCCUCAACUUGCGCGGACCUGUAGUCCAGGAUCUCCGCACACACUUUACACAGCGCUGGAACUUCAUUUACGACGAAAAGUACUCCCACAAGUCGACCAGGUACCUGAGGCUCCCAGAUACCAAAAGCGGUGCUCAAGAAGGUGGUGAGCAACAACCUCAGCAGCGCGGAUACGAUGAAAACGAGGAGAGCUCUCGAGGAUUCGGCGGCGAUGGCGAGGAGGGUGAGCGAGGCCUACUUGGCCACGGCGGGUUUCGCCAGAAGAUGUACGAACGUGUCAACCAAGGAUACCAGCAGUACUACGGCGGCCAUGAGCAGCAGCAGCAGCAAUAUCAACAAGAACAGUCGCACGCUGAACAUGGAGCUCAGCGGGCCAAUGUGGAUGCCCAGAUUACUCGUUCGUCUACGAAAUGGAGCCACAACAUCACAACCGAGCACUCGAUCCAAAAUGCCUACGUCGAGACCAUUAGGGAUAGUCAGCACUUUGUCUACAUCGAGAACCAGUUCUUCAUCACAGCUACUGGAGAUCAGCAGCGUCCGAUCAAGAACCAGGUUGGUGCGGCUAUUGUUGAGCGUAUUGUCCGUGCUGCUCGCAAUGGCGAGAAGUACAAGAUGAUUAUUGUGAUUCCAGCCGUGCCGGCUUUUGCUGGUGACCUUAAGCUCGACGAAGCCCUGGGCACGCGAGCUAUCAUGGAGUUCCAAUACGAUUCCAUCAACCGUGGCGGGCACUCAAUUUACGAGGAGAUUGCGAAGGCUGGCUUCAACCCAAUGGACUACAUCAGGUUCUACAACCUCCGCAGCUACGACCGCAUCAACGCCAGCAAGGUCAUGCAGGACGCCGAGCAGCGCUCUGGUGUCUCAUACGGACAAGCUAGUGAAGGCUACGACGCGGCUAACGAAGGCUCGCGUUCGCGUGAGGCGUAUGAGAUGGAUGCCGGCUACGACGGCGGUGUUCCAAACGACGGAAGGCAGUCUGACUACAACCGGUACCAGCAGGAAGCCCAGCAGCUCGGUGGUCGUCAAGGUCUUGGAGACGGCCGCUGGGAUUCAGUCUGCGAGUGCUACAUGCUCAACGGCGAGGACAUCCGCAACGUCCCAUGGGAGGGCGGCGCAGUCGACGAGAUGGACGCAUUCGUCAGCGAGGAACUCUACAUCCACACCAAGCUCCUCAUCGCCGACGACACCACCGUCAUCUGCGGCUCCGCCAACCUGAACGACCGCUCGCAGCUUGGCGACCACGACUCGGAAAUCGCCAUCAUCAUCCGCGACCCCGACAUGAUCGACUCCACCAUGGACGGCCAGCCCUACCAGGUCUCCCGCUUCGCGGCCUCGCUGCGCCGCGAGAUCUUCCGCAAGCACCUCGGCCUGCUCAAGCACCAGCCCGUCGACGGCGUCGACGACAACUGGCAGCCUGUCACCGUCCCGCAGGUCUAUGACUGGGGCUCCGACAUGGACCGCCAGGUGGCCGACCCCGUGAGCGACGAGUUCCAGGGCCUGUGGAACUGGCGCGCCAACACCAACACGCAGGCGUUCGGCAAGGUCUUCCACCCGGUGCCCUCGGACGAGGUGCGCAACUGGAAGCAGUACGACGACUUCUACUCGCGCUUCUUCGGGCAGAGCGAGCAGGACAAGGAGAACAAGAAACCUAGUCUGUACAAGUGGGGUCACGUCGUGGCGGAGAACUUCAGCCAGGGCGAGCAGGGCGUGCAGGAGGUCAAGGAGGUGCUGAGCACCAUCCGCGGAACGCUGGUCGAGAUGCCGCUGCUGUUCCUCAAGGAGGAGGAUAUUGCCAAGGAGGGCGUGGGGCUGAACGCGUUGACCGAGGAGAUUUACACGUAG
This is a messenger RNA of Boeremia exigua, 3239 nucleotides long. RefSeq lists its product as uncharacterized. NCBI's taxonomy places the organism in Eukaryota, Fungi, Ascomycota, Dothideomycetes, Pleosporales, Didymellaceae. Gene Ontology annotation, molecular function: D-type glycerophospholipase activity. The transcript is spliced from 4 exons. The record is from RefSeq and is a predicted model, not a curated record. Bases 201 to 3239 code for a protein of 1012 amino acids. Gene Ontology annotation, biological process: phosphatidic acid biosynthetic process; intracellular signal transduction; cell motility.